GUUUUAGCUCACUGCUUCAUUCACAGGAGAUAAUUAGGAUGAUUUGGUGCUUUUCUUUCUGUUUUGUGAUUGGUUGUUUCACCUUGCGACCGAUGCAUAAGUCCCCUCUCCUGUCCUCUUACUUUCAGUCAAUUUAUGCGGCUCCACGGUGACAUUACUCGGUUUCAUUGACUGACUGGGAAGAGUUUAAAGCAAUAGAGAUUUCCCUUUGUUCUUAAAAAUGAUCAUCAUAUUUCUGCUUUCAUGUGUCACUAUAAUUGUAACUGCAGUGCCGGUUAGUCCAAAUGUACAUCCCCUGCAUCAGCCACAAAAAGGAGUCAGUCACAGAGGUCAGCCUGUCGAGGCCACAAUCAAAUCUGAGGCUCAGACGGCCCCUCUUCCCCUCAGUUUGGAGCAACCGCAGCCUGGAAAUCCCCUGCAACCAGAUCAACAGACCAACCCCCAGCAGUCGUUACAGCAGCACGCGUUGGUUCCACAAGGGGGCAGUACAAUGAUGUUCCCCAUUCCACAGGGUGUCGGUGGAUUUCUUCCCCCUAACCAGCUGACCCUUGCACAGCAGCCUCUGAUUUUUCCAUCUUAUGGAUUCUUGCCUGUAUUCCCCUCACCCUAUAGCAAUCAGCUGUUCUCCCCUUAUGGAUUCCCAAAGGUUUCUGAGUCUCCCAUCCCUCAAACUCCAACAAAUCAGUUAACCAACAGUCCUGUGCCACCAGUAGAAAAUGCUGCUGGGGCAGCUGCACCUUCAGGAGCAGGAGCUCGGCAAAUACAGCAGCAGAAUCCCCCGAUCGUAUACAUGCUCCAGCAACCCAUGAAUCCCUCACUUGGAGGUCUUAGCUCAGAGGAACUUGAGACAGCAGCAAAAAUGAGUCAGCUGGGUAUGUAUAUGCCCACCAUGCUUGCUAACCUUCCUGCAGGUGCAGGAGCUGUUCAGGCGCAGAGCCAGGCUGCUGGACUCACAAACCCAGACCAGUGGGCUGCUAGGCAAACUGCGGGAACCUCGGCGACUGGAGUCCAACCAUCACAGGGCCUGCCAUGCGCUGGAUCACAGCUGAAUGCUGACAGCUUGCCCGCAGGUCUGAAGAGAGCAGUGCCAGAAGCUCCUACAGUCCAAACACCGGCUCAACCCAAACUCCUGCCCAGACAGAGAAACCUUGCUUAAAACUGCAGUAUAUUCUAAAUCUUACUUACAAUAAAUUACAAUAUUAACCUAAUGUUGCUGCAGAAUUAUAGGCUAGCAAUGUGUCAGUAGGGUGUCUUUAGAAUAUUACUAACCAUCAUUGUUUUCUUCAUGCUUUCAGUAUAGUUUUUGAUAUACAAUGUCAAAUAACGAAAAUAAUCGAAGACAUGGACUCUUUUUUUCAGUACUAUGUGUCAUUAUUUUAUUAAUCUGGUUUCAUUUAGUAUUACCUUACCAUACAUCUUCACUUGGGUGCACACCAAUAAUGCAUCCACACUUUGUAAAAAUCACAAAUCAAAUAAAACAAAUAAAUAAAAAACA
This is a messenger RNA of Girardinichthys multiradiatus, 1495 nucleotides long. RefSeq names its product LIM domain-binding protein 1-like. The transcript has 7 exons. The record is from RefSeq and is a predicted model, not a curated record. Bases 221 to 1156 code for a protein of 311 amino acids. Lineage: Eukaryota; Metazoa; Chordata; Actinopteri; Cyprinodontiformes; Goodeidae.